CCGAGUUCAGUCAUACUGCACCAGCUGAGCAAUGCACGGAGUGGACCUGUAGGCAACUUGCAUCAUCUUCAACAUGAAGAUAGCCACAGUGUCAGUGCUUCUGCCCUUGGCUCUUUGCCUCGUACAAGAUGCUGCCAGUGAGAAUGAAGAUCAGGAAAUAUGCCAUGAAUUUCAGGCAUUUAUGAAAAAUGGAAAACUGUUCUGUCCCCAGGAUAAGAAAUUUUUUCUAAGUCUUGAUGGAAUAAUGUUCAUCAACAAAUGUGCCACAUGCAAAAUUAUACUGGAAAAAGAAGCAAAAUCACAGAAGAGGAUCAGGCAUUUAGCAAGAGCUACCAAGGCUACUGCCCCAACAGAGCUGAAUUGUGAUGAUUUUAAAAAAGGAGAAAGAGAUGGGGAUUUUAUCUGUCCCGAUUUUUAUGAAGCUGUUUGUGGCACAGAUGGGAAAACAUAUGGCAACAGAUGUGAACUGUGUGCUGAGAAUGCGAAAACCGGGUCCCAAAUUGGUGUAAAGAGUGAAGGGGAAUGUAAGAGCAGUAAUCCAGAGCAGGAUGUAUGCAGUGCUUUUCGGCCCUUUGUUAAAGAUGGAAGACUUGGAUGCACAAGGGAAAAUGAUCCUGUUCUUGGUCCUGAUGGGAAGACGCAUGGCAAUAAGUGUGCGAUGUGUGCUGAGCUGUUUUUAAAAGAAACUGAAAAUGCCAAACGGCAGGGUGAAACUAGAAUUCGACGAAAUGCUGAAAAGGAUUUUUGCAAGGAAUAUGAAAAACAAGUGAGAAAUGGAAGACUUUUUUGUACACGGGAGAGUGAUCCAGUCCGUGGCCCUGAUGGCAGGAUGCAUGGCAACAAAUGCGCCCUGUGUGCUGAGAUUUUCAAGCGACGUUUUUCAGAGGAAAACAGUAAAACAGAUAAAAAUUCGGGAAAAGCUGAUGGAAAAACUAAAGUUAAAAGAGAAAUUUUGAAACUCUGCAGUGAAUAUGAAAAUCAGGCGAGGAAUGGAAUGCUUUUCUGUACCAGAGAAAACGACCCUAUUCGUGGUCCAGAUGGGAAAAUGCAUGGCAACUUGUGUUCCAUGUGUCAAGCCUACUUCCAAGCAGAAAAUGAAGAAAAGAAAAAGGCUGAAGCACAAGCUAGAAAUAAAAGAGAAUCUGGAAAAGCAACCUCAUAUGCAGAGCUUUGCAGUGAAUAUCGAAAGCUUGUGAGGAAUGGAAAACUUGCUUGCACCAGAGAGAAUGAUCCUAUCCAGGGCCCAGAUGGGAAAGUGCAUGGCAACACCUGCUCCAUGUGUGAAGUCUUCUUCCAAGCAGAAGAAGAAGAAAAGAAAAAGAAGGAAGGCGAAUCAAGAAACAAAAGACAAUCUAAGAGUACAGCUUCCUUUGAGGAGUUGUGUAGUGAAUACCGCAAAUUCAGGAACAACGGACCACUUUUUUGCACCAGAGAGAAUGACCCCAUCCAGGGCCCAGAUGGGAAAAUGCAUGGCAACACCUGCUCCAUGUGUGAGGUCUUCUUUCAACAAGAAGAAAGAGCAAGAGCAAAGGCUAAAAGAGAAGCUGCAAAGGAAAUCUGUAGUGAAUUUCGGGACCAAGUGAGGAAUGGAACGCUUAUAUGCACCAGGGAGUAUAAUCCUGUCCGUGACCCAGCUGGCGAAAUGCAUGGAAACAAGUGUGCCAUGUGUGCCAGCGUGUUCAAACUUGAAGAAGAAGAGAAGAAAAAUAAUAAAGAAGAAAAAGGGAAAGUUGAGGCUGAAAAAGUUAAGAAAGAAGCAGUACAGGAGCUGUGCAGUGAAUACCGUCAUUAUGUGAGGAAUGGACGACUCCCCUGUACCAGAGAGAAUGAUCCUAUUGAGGGUCUAGAUGGGAAAAUCCAUGGCAACACCUGUUCCAUGUGUGAAGCCUUCUUCCAGCAAGAAGCAAAAGAAAAAGGAGCUGAACCCAGAGCAAAAGUCAAAAGAGAAGCUGAAAAGGAGACAUGCGAUGAAUUUCGGAGUCUUUUACAAAAUGGAAAACUUUUCUGCACAAGAGAAAAUGAUCCUGUGCGUGGCCCAGAUGGCAAGACCCAUGGCAACAAGUGUGCCAUGUGUAAGGCAGUCUUCCAGAAAGAAGAUGAGGAAAGAAAGAGGAAAGAAAAGGAAGAUCAGAGAAAUGCUGCAGGACAUGGUUCCAGUGGUGGUGGAGGAGGAAACACUCAGGAUAAAUGUGCUGAGUUUCGGGAACAAAUGAAGAAUGGAAGACUCAGCUGUACUCGGGAGAGUGAUCCUGUACGUGAUGCUGAUGGCAAAUCAUACAACAAUAAGUGUACGAUGUGUAAAGCAAAAUUGGAAAGAGAAGCAGAGAGAAAAAAUGAUGAUUCUCACUCCAGCUCAAAUGGGACUGGAUCAGAAUCAGGGAAGGAUACAUGUGAUGAGUUUAGAAACCAAAUGAAAAAUGGAAAACUUAUCUGCACUCGAGAAAGUGACCCUGUCCGGGGUCCAGAUGGCAAGACACAUGGCAAUAAGUGUGCUAUGUGUAAGGAAAAACUGGAAAGGGAAGCAGCUGAAAAAAAAAAGAAAGAGGAUGAAAACAGGAGCAAUACAGGAGAAAGGAGCAAUGACAAAGAGGAUCUGUGUCGUGAAUUUCGAAGCAUGCGGAUAAAUGGGAAGCUUAUCUGCACCAGAGAGAAUAACCCUGUUCGAGGCCCAUAUGGCAAGAUGCACAUCAAUAAAUGUGCUAUGUGUCAGAGCAUCUUCGAUCGAGAAGCUAAUGAAAGAAAAAAGAAAGAUGAAGAGAAAUCAAGUAGCAAGUCCUCAAAUAAUGCAAAGGACCAGUGCAGACAGGUUCAGAAUGAGGCAGAGGAUGCAAAGUUUAGACAACCUGUGCGUUCCUUGGCCUCUGUUGCCAGGAUAAGUACAGAUGAGUGCAGUGAAUUUCGAAACUAUAUAAGGAACAAUGAGCUCAUCUGCCCUAGAGAGAAUGACCCAGUGCACGGUGCUGAUGGAAAGUUCUAUACAAACAAGUGCUACAUGUGCAGAGCUGUCUUUCUAACAGAAGCUUUGGAAAGGGCAAAACUUCAAGAAAAGCCAUCCCAUGUUAGAGCUUCUCAAGAGGAAGACAGCCCAGACUCUCUCAGUUCUCUGGAUUCUGAGAUGUGCAAAGACUACCGAGUAUUGCCCAGGAUAGGUUAUCUUUGUCCGAAGGAUUUAAAGCCUGUCUGUGGUGAUGAUGGCCAAACCUACAACAAUCCCUGCAUGCUCUGUCAUGAAAAUCUGAUACAUCAAACAAAUACACACAUCCGCAGUACAGGGAAGUGUGAGGAGAGCAGCACCCCAGAAACAACCGCUGCCAGUAAGCCCACAUCUGAUGAAUGAUGGGAAGAUUGUUGAAAGCCAUGAGGGAAAAAAUAAACCCCAACUCUGAAUCACCUACCUUCACCUCUGUAUAUACAAAGAAUUCUUUGGAGCUUGUCUUAUUUGCUACAGAAAACAAUACAGAGCUGUUGGCAAUAGACUCACUGAUUUUCAGUCUUUUCCAUCUCUUUCCUUCUAGACUCCGUAAUCUGAGGGUAUAAAGAAACCUCCACCAAGUCUGAGCCCUCGAAAUGUCCUGAUUACAAUGCUGUCUGUCCAACUGCCUGUUCAAUAAAAGCAAACUCAGCAGAACACCCUU
Molecule: messenger RNA, 3635 nt
Organism: Rhinopithecus roxellana (golden snub-nosed monkey)
Lineage: Eukaryota; Metazoa; Chordata; Mammalia; Primates; Cercopithecidae
Gene: SPINK5
Product: serine peptidase inhibitor, Kazal type 5
Exons: 34
Coding region: 74-3337 (1087 amino acids)
Biological process (GO): central nervous system development; negative regulation of serine-type peptidase activity; multicellular organism development
Molecular function (GO): protein binding; serine-type endopeptidase inhibitor activity
Source: RefSeq, a predicted model, not a curated record